AUGAAGCGUGUUGCUGGAAAUUCUCUCGGCGAGACGGUGCUGAUGGAUUUGUGGGCUACUAGACUGCCACCCCACGCUCAAGCUGCUGUGAUCGCAUCAAAGGGUGACGCCGCUGAGAAGACGACUAUCGCGGAUGCCAUCGUCGAUUCGAUGGGUCUUCGUAACAUCCACGCCAUCGACAUGAAGGCGCAGCAGACACCAUCGUCAUCAACACACGUGGCGGAUAAACCAACGCAAGGCACCAUCGAAGCCCUUCAUCGUGAAAUUGCACAGCUAUCGAGCAAACUCGAAAAAAUAUUUUCUGCACGUGGUGCCGGCGGUUAUCGAGGGCGAUCGCGUUCACGCUCACGUGGUCGUGAAAAGUCAACAUUCGUUUCCCGUGAUAAAACGCCGUCGGAUGAACAGUGCUGGUACCAUCGUGUUUUUGGACAUGACGCGCGGCAGUGUCGGAAACCGUGCUCAUUCGGCCAGCCAUCGUCGUCUGGCACAGCGAGCAAACAGUGA
This is a messenger RNA of Toxorhynchites rutilus septentrionalis, 504 nucleotides long. RefSeq lists its product as uncharacterized. Bases 1 to 504 code for a protein of 167 amino acids. The transcript has a single exon. The record is from RefSeq and is a predicted model, not a curated record. Lineage: Eukaryota; Metazoa; Arthropoda; Insecta; Diptera; Culicidae.